UGAAAUCAUUUUCACUCAUCUUUCUUCCCCGCGCCGAGCAUCUUCUCUUACCCCACACUUCCUUUAUCUCUCUACUCUCUCUCUCUCUCUCUCUGAGAAUGUCGUCGACAACAAUCGGCGAACACAUCAGACUCCGACGAGCUAGGCACCAAACCAUCCGCCACAGCGCCGCCGACGAUGAUCCGCCGCUGACCCACGUCGUCCCCCCAAUCUCCCAACCCACUCGCUUCUGUAACUCGGCAAUGUCCUCCUUCUUGCUCCUCCCCACUUCCUCCAACGAGCCCACAAAGAAGAAACAGCUCGGUUUCCCUCAAGCUGCGUCCUUUAGGGGAAUGAACUGCACCGCAGCAGCAGCUCACGAGGUUUCUGUCCCCUCCGCGAUUCGCUCCUCCGCAGAUUGGGACAACAAGAAGAAGAGGAACAAGAAGAAGAAGAAGAAGAAGAAGAAGAAAGGAAGCUACGAGGAUGGUUCGGUUCGGUUCUUGAGCGAGUCUAGAGACGUCGAUGGCAGCGGCGGCUGCGUCGCGGUUCCGGAUGUUUGGUGCGGUCCGGGACUAGGAUUCUCGACGGAUGCUGUGUCGAUGAAUCCUCCGAGAAGGAAUCUCCCGUCGUCGCGUCGCAAAAUCGACGUGGACAAGAACAGUCCUAAUCAGACAGAGGUAAAGGGUUCUUCUGUUCUUACUAGGCGUUUUACCAAUCAAGAACCUCAUUCUCACGCUUUAAUGAGCUCUGAUUCACACGUUGAACCAACCUUGUUCUCAAGUAGAUACCAUGGCCAUCUUCGGCGCCCUUACCCUGAUGAUCUUACCGAGAUGAUGAUGCUCCGGAAUGGUUUUUUAAUGGGAAGGACAACAGAUUCGCUUGAUCACUUCCACAGCUUGAGACUUGACGUUGAUAAUAUGUCAUACGAGCAACUACUAGAGCUUGGUGAUAGGAUUGGUUAUGUGAAUACUGGACUAAAAGAGAGCGAGAUACGUCGUUGUCUUCGGAAAAUCAAUCCAUCUGUAUCCAAUACUCUUGCUGAUAGAAAAUGCAGCAUCUGUCAGGAUGAGUAUGAGAGAGAGUGUCAGGUUGGGAAAUUGGACUGUGGACACAGCUUCCAUGUCCAGUGCGUGAAGCAGUGGCUAUCGAGGAAGAAUGCUUGUCCUGUCUGUAAGAAGACAGCAUACGCCAAGCCUUAAAGAGUGAGCUGUGUGUCUUGUUUAGUUUAUGAUAUCCUAAGAUGUUUCAUUAAAGCCCCUAUGUCUCUUGCAGUUGCUGUAUAGAACCAAAUCAUCUGAUUCUUUAUUUCAUGCGUGUUGUUUGGUGAUUUAGCAGUCAGUUAUGUGUGUUUCUUGAUCUUGUUUUCCUUUGUUGGUUUUUUUUAUUAUGAUAAUUGAAAUAUUAUUUCUAUA
Molecule: messenger RNA, 1394 nt
Organism: Brassica oleracea var. oleracea
Lineage: Eukaryota; Viridiplantae; Streptophyta; Magnoliopsida; Brassicales; Brassicaceae
Product: E3 ubiquitin-protein ligase RNF8-A
Exons: 5
Coding region: 99-1181 (360 amino acids)
Molecular function (GO): ubiquitin protein ligase activity
Source: RefSeq, a predicted model, not a curated record